AGUCUACAAAUAGAGCAAGAGAUUCAAGACCAUCACCAGUUCCUUCGCAUGGGUUACAGCAGCUGCUCUCAACUUCUAUCCGGUCCCCUAUUCUUCUCCAAGGUAGCGUCAUCCUGAUGCAUUCUCUUCGAGUCUCUCCUCUGCAAUCUUCAGGAUGAUUUCAAAGAAAUCCAAUGAAAGCAUGUGAACUCUCUCAUCGAAAUUGUUUGCGAAUGCGAAGCCAAACUCAAGUUUCCCCAAAAGGAUUUGGUCAAUCUAGGGUUUCAGACUCUCUGUUUGCAAAGUCAAGAAUUCACCCGAGUUUGAUGGCAAUGCAAGAAGAAGGUAGGGGGCGCGUGAUGAAACUCCCAAGUGAUAGCUCUAAGGUGAGAAUUCCCCAUGUUCUCACUGUGGCCGGUUCUGAUUCUGGAGCUGGUGCUGGAAUUCAAGCUGACCUCAAGGCUUGUGCUGCCCGUGGCGUGUACUGUUCCACUGUUAUCACUUCUGUCACUGCACAGAACACAGUUGGAGUUCAGGGUGUGAAUAUUGUGCCAGAGGAUUUUGUUGCAGAACAAUUAAAGUCCGUGCUCUCUGACAUGCAUGUUGAUGUUGUGAAAACUGGCAUGCUUCCUUCUAUUGGCAUGGUCAAGGUUUUGUACGACAGUCUUAAGCAGUUCCCAGUUCAAGUUGAAUAUUUGAAGGCAGCUUUAGUUGUUGACCCUGUCAUGGUAUCUACAAGUGGAGAUGUACUGGCUGGUCCUUCAGUUUAUGCUGAUUUUCGGGAAGUUCUUCUUCCUAUGGCUGACAUUGUCACUCCAAAUUUAAAAGAAGCAUCUGUUUUACUCGGUGGUUUUCAGUUGGAAACAGUAGAUGACAUGUGUUCUGCUGCAAAAUCUAUCCAUGAUAUGGGACCAAGAAAUGUACUUGUCAAAGGUGGAGACCUUGCUGCUUCAUUGGAUGCUGUUGAUAUUUUCUUCGAUGGUGAGAAUUUCUAUGAGCUUCGUUCACCCCGCAUAAAAACUCGUAAUACUCAUGGAACUGGCUGCACUUUGGCUUCUUGUAUAGCAGCCGAGCUUGCGAAAGGUUCUUCAAUGCUAUCAGCUGUUAAGGUAGCUAAACGCUAUGUUGAAACUGCCCUGGAUUACAGCCAAGACAUUGCCAUUGGAGAUGGACUUCAGGGUCCUUUUGACCAUCUAUUUAAGCUUAAGAGUAAUGUCCAUGGUACAUGUAGAUCACUUCCAUUUGAUCCAGAUGAUCUCUUGUUAUAUGCUAUUACUGAUUCUGGGAUGAACAAAAAGUGGGGACGUUCCAUUACAGAUGCCGUCAGAGCUGCUAUAGAAGGAGGUGCCACCAUUCUCCAGCUAAGGGAAAAGGAUUCUGAAACUAGGGAUUUUCUUGAAGCAGCAAAAGCAUGUGUUGAAAUUUGCCGUUCCCAUGGUGUUCCUCUUAUAAUAAAUGACAGAAUUGAUGUUGCCAUUGCUUGUGAUUCCGAUGGUGUGCAUGUUGGUCAGUCGGACAUGCCUGCUGGUGUUGCUCGCACUCUCCUUGGGCCUGAAAAGAUCAUUGGCGUUUCAUGCAAAACCCCAGAGCAAGCUCAGCAAGCGUGGGUGGAUGGUGCUGAUUACAUUGGUUGCGGUGGUGUAUUUCCUACAAGUACAAAAGCAAGCGAUAUCACUGUUUCUUUGGAAGGGUUAAAAGCUGUAUGUUUGUCUUCCAAGUUACCGGUGGUUGCCAUAGGAGGCAUCGGACUUUCAAAUGCGCGGUCUGUAUUGGAAAUAGGCGUCCCUACUCUAAAGGGUGUUGCAGUUGUUUCGGCUCUUUUUGAUAGAGAAUCUGUUUUGACUGAGACCAGGAAGAUGCAUGCACUGCUAAAGGAGGUAGCCUUGCCUGUAAAAUAAAGCACAGAGAGAGAGAGAGAGAGUUUCAUGCUAGUUUUAUCAUAUUAUGAUGACUUGUUACUUAUCGCAUUUUACGAGUUUUCAAAUAUCGUUGAUGGUAAGAACAUGAUUAUAUUCUUCUUGUGCCUCAUGAAGUUCAUAGUAGUGAAGCAUAACUGUUUGUGA
Messenger RNA from Diospyros lotus (date-plum), 2042 nucleotides. Its product is annotated as thiamine biosynthetic bifunctional enzyme TH1, chloroplastic. NCBI's taxonomy places the organism in Eukaryota, Viridiplantae, Streptophyta, Magnoliopsida, Ericales, Ebenaceae. The coding region runs from base 174 to 1877 and encodes 567 amino acids. Gene Ontology annotation, molecular function: thiamine-phosphate diphosphorylase activity; phosphomethylpyrimidine kinase activity; hydroxymethylpyrimidine kinase activity. Gene Ontology annotation, biological process: thiamine biosynthetic process. The record is from RefSeq and is a predicted model, not a curated record. Gene Ontology annotation, cellular component: chloroplast. The transcript is spliced from 10 exons.